Messenger RNA from Panicum virgatum (switchgrass), 1210 nucleotides. RefSeq names its product CASP-like protein 2C4. The record is from RefSeq and is a predicted model, not a curated record. NCBI's taxonomy places the organism in Eukaryota, Viridiplantae, Streptophyta, Magnoliopsida, Poales, Poaceae. The coding region runs from base 261 to 854 and encodes 197 amino acids. The transcript has 3 exons.
GGAGCUGGGGCGACAGCGAAGUGAACUUGCUGCUCGCCGUGUGCAGCUAUGCGCACCAGAUAAGACGCCCGGGAGGCCGGACACACGUUGCACACCGGCGUCCCCAAAGUCUCCGAGCUCUGUGUGCCUAUAAGAGAGCAGAGGGGGGCCCUCGUUUCGCCGAGGGAGCAGGAGCAAGCUGCUGUGUAGGAGGGAGGAGGGAGCUGGCGGCCUGGUGCGCCGAUCGGUCGAGGCGUCGAGGGGAUCGUCGGUAGCUAGCGAUGGCAGCCGGGGAGGCGGCGGCGCCGGCGGCGGCAAGGGCUGAGUACUUGCUGCGGGGCGCGUGCGCGGCGAUGGCGGCGGCGGGGGCGCUGCUGCUGGGGCUCAGCGCGCAGACCAAGACCGUGCUCUUCGUCCAGAAGAAGGCCGUCCCCAAGGACGUCCAGGCGCUCUGGGUGCUGAUCGUGUCGGCGUCGGCCGCGGCGGGGUACCACGUCGUCCAGCUCGCCCGGUGCCUCUACACGGCCCGCCUCGCCACCGCCGGCGCCGGCGCUGGCGGCCGGCGUCUCAGCCGAGGGAUCGCGUGCGUCUCCUUCCUCCUCGACAAGGGAAGCGCGUACAUGGUGUUCGCGACGACGGUGGCGGCGCUGCAGGCGUGCUUCGUGGGGCUCAUCGGCGUGGACGCCCUGCAGUGGAGCAAGCUCUGCAACAUCUACACCCGUUUCUGCGAGCAGGCCGCCGCGGGGAUGGUCUGCAGCAUGCUCGCCGCCGUGGGCAUGGCCGUCCUCUCCGCCUUCUCCGCGCGAGAACUCUUCCGCCGCCCCGUCGGCGCUCUGGGGUGGAACGGAUCGCAGGGAAGCUCGAGGGACCUCUGAUCUGUUGCAGAGGAACAUUUGGCACGGGAUGAAAAAAAAAAGGGGGGGGGGGGGGGGGGGGGGGGGCUGAAGAGAGUGCUACGUGUUGGCUCUUUUUGUUGUCCAAGCUUUGCUUGCAAGGCUAAGAUUAGGAUUGCCCGACCGUUCGAGUUUAUACGAAACAUUGCAUCUGUUUGGCGAUAAGACUCACAAGUUUGUUUGAGCGCGAAUGAGCAAAAAAGUUCAGAUUGAAGGUGAAAAGUGUAAGUUAAUAUAGGAUCGAACAAAGACUCAACACUGAGAUCUUAUCAUGCUUGUGGUACCGGUAGUCGUUCAAAAAAAAAGAAUGAAUUGAGUUGUCUAAACAGUAUCUUUGA